AUGACUUCUACAGACUCUUCCAUCGAGAGCUCCUCAGACAAUACAAAGCCUUCCAGUGAAUCGUCCCGGGAGGAGCCGUGUCAGUGCAGUUUCGAUCAGUUCUGUGAUCCGCAAUCAAUUGCAUUACCAGAGUCGACUGAUAGCGAGGACAUCUAUCAAGAUACAUUUUCCCAACUCAGCUCCGACGAUGCAAGCCAGAUUAUCACAUUGCAGCCCGCUCGUUGCUUUUCACGAUGGAUGUCCUCUCUCCGUCGACGAACAAUGCAAAGGCGUCUUUUAGCUGCUGAAACGCCUGCCUUGCUCGUGGGUUUGAAAGGAAGGUCACAGCUCAUUCAUAGAGAUUCGUCGUCCGGCUCCUCGUUUGGUUUCGUAGCCGGAGUCAAAAGUGCUACUGUAAGCAUUUCGAGCACAAGGAUUGCCAGGUCUACCGGACGGUCCAUCCGCACGCCGCUGGGAAGAUCUUCCGAAGAAAGUACAGGGCGCGUCACACCAGCAGACAGAUUCUCCGUCGAGAGAGCUCUUCGUCGACGACGCAUACUAGAGGAGCUCAUUCAAACGGAAGAAAGCUAUGUUAAAGACGUACGGCUACUGAUGAAUGUAUACGUGACGACGUUUGCUGCCUGUCCCGGCCACGACUCGCUGCGACUAGCUAUCCACCAAAACCUGACCGAAAUUCUUCGUCUACAUGAUGAGAUCUUGGGAGAGCUUCAUCGCGCGGUCCCGUAUUCAGAAUACUCGUAUGCUGAUGCUCAGCCGAAAGGCCACCGACGCUGGUCAAGCGUCGAUCUGAGUCGACCAGACAUGCUAGCUGAGCCCCAGACUGCUGCUCAAGUUGCCAAAAUCUUCUCUCAAAAGGCAUGUACUCGAAUGAAUCUUCAAGCAGCCCUAUCCUAA
Beauveria bassiana ARSEF 2860 is the source of this 894-nucleotide messenger RNA. Its product is annotated as putative RhoGEF group protein. The transcript has a single exon. The coding region runs from base 1 to 894 and encodes 297 amino acids. Gene Ontology annotation, molecular function: guanyl-nucleotide exchange factor activity. Lineage: Eukaryota; Fungi; Ascomycota; Sordariomycetes; Hypocreales; Cordycipitaceae. The record is from RefSeq and is a predicted model, not a curated record.